This is a messenger RNA of Syngnathoides biaculeatus (alligator pipefish), 3066 nucleotides long. Its product is annotated as versican core protein-like. Gene Ontology annotation, molecular function: calcium ion binding; hyaluronic acid binding. NCBI's taxonomy places the organism in Eukaryota, Metazoa, Chordata, Actinopteri, Syngnathiformes, Syngnathidae. The record is from RefSeq and is a predicted model, not a curated record. Gene Ontology annotation, biological process: cell adhesion. The transcript has 15 exons. Bases 219 to 2957 code for a protein of 912 amino acids.
CAGAACCUUCCUGAGUACUGAUGACGUCACAACACGUUUUGGCCUGGUGACGUUUCCAUGGUAGUGAAAUUCUUCAGCCCCCCCCCCCCCACCACCCAUCUGCUGGGCGGUGCCGGCGUCAUCGUCUCCCAAGUUCAUCAGGAGUCGCUGCAACUGUGAGAAGAGGAAAAGUCGCUCCAGACCACGUCGUGGACCGGACCGCUGAAGGCCUGGCGGAGAUGAUUCUGCGCGCUUGCGUCCUGCUGCUGCCUCUGCUGUGCCGGUCUUCUGCUCGGCCGCAAACAGGCUCGGACCACGACUGGCACGUGGAAGCCUCGCUGGCGGGCACGGCCCUGCUCCCGUGCAAAUUCUCCACGGCGCCGACGGCGGAGGGCGAGAGGCUCAGGGUCAAGUGGACCCGCGUGGCGGAGGGCGGGACAGAGAACGCGGUCCUGGUGGCGCAGGGAGGCGCCGUCAAGGUGGGCCGGGACUUCGAGGGCCGCGUCUGGUUGCCCGUCGACGCGGCCGAGCGGGGCGACGCCGCUUUGACCGUCGUCGGGCUGCGGGCCGGCGACGCCGGCCGAUACCGAUGCCAGAUCACGCGAGGGAUGGAGGACGGGAGCGGAGGCGGAACCCUCGACGUCAGAGGCGUGGUCUUCCACUACCGGGCGGACGGCCGCCGCUACUCUCUGGACUUCCCGGCGGCCGCGGAGGCGUGUCGCUCGGCGGGCGCCGCCAUCGCCACGCCGGAGCAGCUGACGGCCGCCUUCCACGACGGCCUGGACCACUGCGACGCUGGCUGGCUCGCCGACCGGAGCGUCAGGUAUCCGAUCAGGCAACCGCGUCCGGGUUGCGAAGGCGACCUGAAGAGUCGACCCGGCGUCCGAACGUACGGCGUCCGAUCGCCCGCUGAGAAAUACGACGUCUUUUGCUACGUCGACAAACUGGACGGCGACGUCUUCUACCCGGCGGACGGCGGCGGCGAGCUGACGCUGGAGGAGGCGGCGGCCGAGUGCGGGAAGCGCGGGGCGACGCUGGCCUCCCCCGGGCAACUGUUCGCCGCCUGGGGGGCGGGGCUGGACCGAUGCGACUACGGCUGGCUGUCGGACGGCAGCGUCCGCUACCCCGUCAACGUCGCCCGACCGCAGUGCGGGGGCGGCCGGCUGGGGGUCCGCACGCUCUACAAGUACGACGACCGGACGGGGUACCCGGACCCGGGCGACGGGCACGGGGCCUACUGCUUCAAAGCGGCCGAGCGCCCAGAAGUCACAAGUCCCGCCGAAGUCCGGGUCACGCCAGAACCCGACGGCGCGAGUGACCGGCCCGCUUCGCCGACAUCUCGGCUCCACGUCACUCAUCGGGAGCCGGCCUUGGUCGUCGAAGGGGAAGCCCCGCCCCCGAGCUUUAACCUCAACCAAUUGGCGGAGGGCGCGUCCACGGCCAAGCCGCCGUUCCACGUCAUCGUCGUCAACGUGCGGGACCAAAAUCAAUCGGUCGAUCGGAUCCUGCAGCUCCUCAACUCGCCCGCCGGAGGCGCCGCGGGCUCGCCCCAAAUCACCGACCUCUCGCGGUCCGUCGGCGAGCUCGUCCACGACGGCGCCGACGCGCCGUUGCCCGCCGUCGGCUUUUUCGACGGGAGACAAAAAGUGACGUCAGACGCGACGCCGGCCGAGGAGGCGCGAGGGGAUCGGUUUGAGAGCGCCGCCCCCGUUCAGACUACAGCGUCGCCGACAGGGAGCGCCGCCGAAAAGGCGGAAGUCGGAGGUCCCGAGGUUCCCCCGUUCGACCCGGAAACUGCCGCUCGGGAGAUCGGGUUCCACUCUCGGGACGCGGGGGGGUCUGCGUCUGGCGAAGACGACGCCGCCCCGAUGGACCGGGUCACGGGAGAGCGGGACGGUCUCGUUCCUGAGGAGGUUUCACCUACAGCGACGGACCCCGGAGGCCGCGGGCGGGAAACGCUAGCCCCCCGCCCCCCAGACGUCAUCGCGGAGCCCCCCGACCUUCACCCAGAGGCCCGACAAAAACUUUCCGCCGCCCCUCGGCCUGCCCCGCCGGGGGGCUCGCCGGCCGACGACGGGACGGCGGACGAGGAGAGCGCGGAGCGGCCGGACUCGGUCGACGUCGCAGACGUGGACGAGUGCGAUUCCAACCCGUGUCAGAAUGGCGCCACCUGCCUGGACGCCGCCGACGGCUUCUCCUGCCUGUGCCUGCCCAGCUACUCCGGGGAGCUGUGUGAACGAGACACGACGUCGUGCGGCCCCGGCUGGCUCAAGUUCCAGUCCCAGUGCUACAGGACCUUCCGGCGGCGCCGCACUUGGGAGGCCGCCGAGCGCGAGUGCCGCGUCCGCGGCGCCCACCUGGCCAGCGUCCUGUCGCCGGAAGAGCAAACCUUCGUCAACCGUGAGUCGCGCGACCGUCGGGCCGCUCGGAUCGCCGUCGAGCUCACGACUCAUCCGCAGGUCUGGCCGGCGACUACCAGUGGAUCGGCCUCAACGACAGGACGCUGGAGACGGACUUCCGCUGGACCGACGGCCGUCCCGUGCGAUUUGAGCACUGGCGCCCCCACCAGCCCGACAGUUUCUUCGAGUCUGGCGAGGACUGCGUGGUCCUCGUCUGGCACGACGGCGGCCAGUGGAACGACGUCCCGUGCAACUACCGCCUGGCCUUCACCUGCAAGAAGGCCACAGUGUCGUGCGGGCCUCCGCCCGCCGUGCGUAACGCCCGCGCGUUGGGCGCCCGGCGAUCCCGCUACGAAACGGCGAGGCGGGCUUCGUCCAGAGACACGCCCCCGCCGUGCGCUGCCGCCCCGACGGCCAAUGGGACGCCCCCGAGGUCACCUGCGUGAGGCCGGCGACCUAUCGCACGCGGCGGACCGGCGACCAUUCAGCGCGCCGGCAUUCCAUCCCAGAGGACGUCCUACCUGGCGCCGGCGAGCGGUCGCCCAGGCGCCCGUCCCCCGACGCGUGAUUGGACGUUGAGCACAAAUACUUUCCUUUCUCGGGGUCUCUCCCGGCGACCGGUCGCGUCACGUUGCCCGCUGUUGUCUUUUUCUUUUUUGUCCAAUUGAAUGUUUUUGGCUGUAAAGUA